CAAACAGACAAAGCACAGUUAGAUGUUUUUUUCUCCCUUGGAAACGCCAAACAGCUCAACCUUCAGACAGAGGGCUCCUGUUAGCUAGCCGGAUGUGUUUUCAGAGAACUGAGCUCCUGUGAGCCACAGACGAUGUUUACCGUUUCUGUCUGUAACCCUGUUUAACUGACGGCUUGCUCGUAAAUUCAGCCAUUGCACAACAGUGUCUGUGAGGUUAACCUAGCUAGCUGCCAGUCUCCGAGUCCAGACAGCAGCCGGCGUAGCAAGGUUGGGCAGAAAUGACGAGAGCUUUGGCUGUGACCGUCUUUACUUUAAAACAGGUGUGGUAGCCACGGAUGACAGCCCCGGUUUGGCCUCUGAUGUUGGGGAAUAUUGUUUAAGUCAAGCUAGCUGCCAGAGCACACUGAGCAGCCCAGGAGCUGCCUCAUAAAUUAACCCCCCCCCUCCAACCCCACCCGUUUGCUGUGCUGUAGUCUCGUCUUGGGCUUUUCCAUUACUAUGAGUGCAAUGCGUGUUGAUGCCAAAGUGGUGAUGUUGGGAAAGGAAAGUGUGGGGAAGACCAGCCUGGUGGAGAGAUAUGUUCAUCAUCGCUUCUUGGUCGGCCCGUAUCAGAAUACUAUCGGUGCUGCUUUUGUUGCUAAACCGAUCCAGGUGGGAGACAAAGUGAUUACUCUGGGAAUAUGGGACACGGCUGGAUCGGAGCGCUACGAAGCUAUGAGCAGAAUCUACUACAGAGGAGCCCGGGCAGCCAUAGUCUGCUAUGAUCUGACUGACAGCAGUAGCUUCCAGCGAGCUCGGUUCUGGGUGAAAGAGCUGCAAAACUGCGAGGAACACUGUAAGAUCUACCUGUGUGGCACUAAGAACGACUUGAUUGAAGGAGAUCGGAGCUUGCGCCAAAUUGACUACCACGACGCUCAGGACUUUGCUGAAGAGAUUGGUGCACAGCAUUUCGAGACCUCGAGUAAAACAGGAAAUAAUGUGGAUGAGUUAUUCCAGAAGGUUGCUGAGGAUUACAACAGCACUGCCUUCCAGUACAUGACAGCAGAGGAAACUGGCGUCGACUUGGGCCAGAAGAAAGACUCAUAUUUCUACUCCUGUUGUCACAACAACUGAUGCUGAGCAACAGGAAGGGAAACAGAAGUGGUCACCUUCCCCCGGCUGGAGUCAAACCUGGAAAUGCUGGAUGGGUGUCAGAUACCUCUGCUCUGGAUCUGGUACCAAAGCACAGAAAAAGAAAUCAAACAAUACUCUUUACACCUUGUUAGAUAUGUUCAUUUCUUUUGUGCCAUAAAGAACUGAGGGCUGCAAAACUUUGAGGAGAAUCCACUACGGCUGCAACUGUUAAUGGGUGAAGAAGGAAUCACUUAUCACCUUGUGAUGUCCUGUGUUUUAUCCGUACAUCAGCUGGUCAUCUUUCUGUAGCUCUGAGCUGGACCAUAUUGUGGAGGUGAACUUAUCCCCAAAGCUGUGGUGUUAAACAAUCAGAAGAAGAUGUACUGUGGUUAAAAGACGACCUGCAGUGGUGUGGAAGUUAAAACAGUGCUGAUAGAAAAGAGGAAUCUUACUGAAGCUGCACUGGAAGAGAAAUUUUGAUUGAUACUGUUUAUUGCUAUAGCGAGUGCAGUGCUCCACGAUGGUGAAUGGUUUGUUUACAGCAGGUAAUUCGUGUUUACUUCCAAAUGUAAUUAAGCUCAUCGCGGAAAUCCAUCUGUUAGGCCUGCACAUCUUCAGUGAAUCCUACACAAAUGGAUGGAAGCCAACGAGGAUAUGUCUUAAAAAAACAAAACACUCCCGUGUUAUUAGCUAUUCUCCAUUGAAAUGAACCAUUAUGAAACAUGAAACAACCAAUGAUCUUUAUAAAGGCCUUUAUAUCCACAGUAGAAAUGACAGGACCGUGCAUGUGUCCAAAUUCAACCUUCUGGAGCGCUGGCUCUUUAGUGUUUAACAUUACUGCAACUUUUGCCAUGUGACAGCCAUGGAUGUAUUAAGAGAGCUGAUAUGGCCCCACCACUGACCCGUGUUGCUAAUUUGCCCCUGUGGCCACUUGUGGUACUGCAAUGAAAAAAAUCCCCAGCGGCCCAAACAGCAUUUUAGACCACCAUUAUGAAAGAAAUGUCUGCAGUCGAAGGUGUCCUUUUAACUGUUUGACAGACAUUUCUUUGUAUAAAGAAUUUUUAAACCAUGAAUGUUUAAAUAUUUGUACAACGUUGAAGCCGUUUUUAUUUGUGUUACGCCACCCCAGUGUUAAGACACUAACACUCGUGCAGUGAGCCACACAGCGCAGAGGCAAGCCUGGAAGCUACAAGACAUUUUUGGCUUACAGGGUUUGCAAGCAGUUUUCCAACGAAAUGAACAGGCAACAUCUUGGAGCCCAGCAUCCAGUUCUUAUAAUACAUCCAUCCAUAAUACAUCCUGACAGAAUGCACGACAUGUAUGUGUAAAGUUAUCAUUUGCAGCAUAAGCUCAGAUUUUGUCAAAAGAAAAAAAAAAAAGCUGAUUUUAGGUGGUGGUUCCUAAAAUGCCUAGGUCUGUUACAAAAUUAUUCACCAAGCUGACUGAAAGAAAAUUUGAAGGACAGUUUUCCACAUUUAAACUCUAAAUUUUCUAUUUUCUAAUUGUAAGUGGAUGGUGAGUGUCAAAUUGUCUUUCAGUCAUUUCUAGUCGUGAAAUGUUCCUUUGAAAACAAGCUCUGAAAGGAAAAAUUCCACAUUUACGUAAAUCUACAGUUUCUCCCCUAAGUGAGAAACUGUAGAUUUAACCAAUACAGGAAAAAGCCUUGCGGAUGAAUGUUGUAAUAUCGUAUAAACCGUCAUCUCUCAAUGUUCUCGGAACAAUAUUUACAGCUAUAUUUAAGACUCAAGUCACUAAUUUAUUGCCUUUUAAGUUGUGUUGCCAGAUGUGGGGAAAUAAAUGGACACAAUCUCAGUUUCCCCCGUGUUGCUGCUUUGAUAUGUUCAUGCCCUAUGUUGAUAUUUCGAUGCACAAUAUUUUUAUUGAAGGCUGUUAAAGAGAGACUUGUGUAAAAUGGAUGUUAUAUAAAAUUAAAAGCUUAUUGAAAGAA
This is a messenger RNA of Toxotes jaculatrix (banded archerfish), 3061 nucleotides long. RefSeq names its product RAB24, member RAS oncogene family (gene rab24). NCBI's taxonomy places the organism in Eukaryota, Metazoa, Chordata, Actinopteri, Toxotidae. Gene Ontology annotation, molecular function: GTP binding; GTPase activity. The record is from RefSeq and is a predicted model, not a curated record. The coding region runs from base 499 to 1113 and encodes 204 amino acids. The transcript is spliced from 9 exons.